AAAAAAGAAUAAUUGUACUAUUUCUCACAGGCACCUUGUCGUUAGCAACUAACAGCAGGGGAUGUUGAUAUUGGACACGGCAGAAUCAAUCCAAAAAGGGAUUUCAUGCCACAACGAUUGCAGCCCUUUUCUUAUCCAAAACACACAGAUGCUAUCUCUGCUCUCAAGACCAAACUUUUUCUCUCAACAGAUUCAGCAAUGCAUUGCUCAGUUCGGGUGUUGUACCACAAUCUCACGCCAAUAAAACAGCCAUUGGCGCCUUGUGCAAGAAUUUCACCUUCUUCUGGAUCUAAUCCAAAUCCAAAUCCCAUCCUCCGACGAGAUUUUGCAUCCUCAUCCUUGCUUUUACUCUUGAUUACCCCCAACACCAACCCACUGAGAGCUGAAACGAUCAGUCCCAACUGUGCAGAUCCUGCUCCCACGAAGCAGGCAUUUAUCGAUGUGUCUGUAGACGGAGAGGCUAUUGGUAGGAUUAUCAUUGGAUUAUACAGCGACAGUGUCCCUGCUGGUGCUGCUAGGUUUGGCGAUAUUGUAAGUGGAGCGGGCGGCGUGAGCUAUCGCAGAAAAGAGUUUGUAAAAAUCAUGCCAAACUAUGUGCAGCACGCGGGACUGAGAUCAUAUGGUGCGGAUGCAGAGCUUGCGAGGAAAACGGGGAGGGAAGUGGCAGUGGAUAGGCUGGUUGAAGAAUGGGAGAAACAAAAUGAAAAUUGUACAGGAACCAAGAAUGUGGCGAGGAGCGUGAGCAUAAUUGUGAGAGACCCAUCAAAACCACCCCCAAAACUCAAGUUGGUUGCCCGGAAAGGGAAGCUGGAAAUUGAUCAAGAAGAGGUCGGCAUGGAUCCUAAUGGCACCGAGUUUGUGAUCGCUACUAAAGACUCACCGGAGUUGGAUGGCUCGGCUUUGGUUGUGGGGACGGUCCUGCAAGGAAUGGAUGUUGUCGACAGAAUCAGCCGAGUGAAGACCGUGCAAGAGAACUCCACUUCGCCAUACUUCAGGGUAGCAAAGCUGAUAGGAGACAAGAGGGCUGUAGUAGCAGAAAGAGGCUUCAACCGGCCGUACUCAAAGGUUGUGAUCACAAAUUGCGGACUCAUAGGAUGACUUCCACUACUUUAAAAAUCUAAUUCAUUCUUUCAAGGAUACUCCAGGUAGUCCCUCAUGUUUCCAAGCUGUCACUAUCCCAGGCUGUGUAUUUCUGGAGACGAUCAUAAACAAAUUCAUGUAUCAAUGUAAUAUGAUUCUCUUUUAUGUUUUUAUA
Molecule: messenger RNA, 1255 nt
Organism: Sesamum indicum (sesame)
Lineage: Eukaryota; Viridiplantae; Streptophyta; Magnoliopsida; Lamiales; Pedaliaceae
Product: Cyclophilin-like peptidyl-prolyl cis-trans isomerase family protein
Biological process (GO): protein peptidyl-prolyl isomerization
Cellular component (GO): chloroplast
Molecular function (GO): peptidyl-prolyl cis-trans isomerase activity
Source: RefSeq, a predicted model, not a curated record